UAUCUGCCCUUGCACCGUGCUAUCCGGGCACUCCCUGGAUCCCGAUCUCCAUUCCGGCUACUUGAAAAAGGAAGAGCGUCUGGAGAAGUUCUCUCAGCGGCGUCAGGCAAGAAGGGGCAGCCUCUGCCUCCGCUUUUCCACCCGGCCAAAGGAGACCCGGAGCCGACCCCUCCCCGCCCGGGCCACGCCGGUGCCAAGCUCCUGCGCCAAUCGAAGGCUCGCAAAGAGUAAGGGAAGAGAUCUCAUUGGCUGAGCGAUCUGCAUGCAUCAAAUAGAGGAGGAUGGCACGGGAGCCGGGCGAGCAGCGGUGUUAUCUUGGAGGCACUUUCACAGAGGGACCCGGCAGGUGACAACUCUCCGGAGGUAGAGCGCCCGAGAGCGGAGCUGCUGUGUCCCUGGCGGGUCCAGCCAAAAGCGUAGCCCCAGCACCGCUUUCCAGCAUGGCACGGGAAGACCAUGGUGGCAAUGGGAUUUGUGCUCCUUACUUGGCGGGCGCCGGGCGUCCACACUAGGAAGAGAGCCAGGUGCUUGGCUACCUCCACGGCGGGGAGAGGAGACCAUGUCCCCGAAGCUGGGCACCUUCUCGACUACUUGGAUCGUUCCCCACGCACGGCGGCACCUGCCCGGCACUUGUAGGGCUGUGCUGAGGAGGAAGCUGCAGGUAGGGCUCGAGAGGGAACCGCUGUUCCUUUCCCCCGUCUAACUGCCACCCACCCCCUCCUCCCGCGCCCUCCGCGAGAGACGACGCGAGUCCCCACCCAGCUUCUCGCCCUAAGAGCUCUGUGGAAAGCGGGCCGGUAAGGAUGGUGGUGGGCAGCGUCCGUCCAGCGGAGCAGCAGAUGGCACGCUGGAACCUGAGCGGGCGAGGAUUCCAGCUGGCGUCGUUCCAGGAACACCAUUUAUUCCACCAGCCCUCGCGAGGAACUUAUCCGGGGAGGCCCUAAGAAGAGCCCGAGGGGCUGGCUGGCAUCCCGCUUCCAGGAGAAACGCCGAGCAACUACCUGCCGCUCUGGCUGGCUAAGCCGAGCUGCUUCCAGGCGUCGCCUGUCCCCGUCCCUCGCUGCCGUCUUCCCCAGUCCUCUGCCGUUUGGGGGGAAAUCCUGAAGGAGUACCCAGAAGGAAAGAGUGGUGAGAGAAUGAAGAAGCCAACUGAGCAGGAGAAGCAUGAGGUGGCAGCGCGGCACUCGAUUUAAUGGUCUCCGGCUGAUGGUCCCAUGGUUGUCAUCAGUCUUGGUCCUGAUUCUGGGAUUCUGGGGCCCGGCUACAGCUGUUGCAACACCACAUGAACAGCAUGCCUCAACUGCUUUCUCCAGCCAAGUACCAUUGGACUGGUUGCUUACUGAUCGAGGACCAUUCCACCGAGCACCAGACUAUGUUGACUUUAUAGAGCGCUAUCGGCAGGGUUUCACCACUAGAUACAGGAUCUACCGAGAAUUUGCUCGUUGGAAAGUCAAUAACUUGGCAUUGGAAAGAAAAGAUUUCUUCAAUUUGCCUUUGCCUCUGGCUCCAGAAUUCAUCCGCAACAUUCGUCUUCUGGGGCGUCGGCCCAGCCUUCAACAGAUCACAGAGAACCUGAUUAAAAAAUACGGGACCCAUUUCCUUCUCUCAGCAACUCUUGGAGGGGAAGAAUCCUUGACCAUUUUUGUGGACAAACGGAAGCUCAGUCGGAAGGCAGAAGCUGGUAGCCUCUCAGGGAGUGGUGGAAGUAACACCACCGUUUCCUUGGAAACACUGCAUCAGUUGGCAGCCUCAUACUUCAUUGAUCGGGAAAGCACCCUGAGACGUCUCCACCAUAUCCAGAUAGCAACUGCUGCAAUCAAGGUUACUGAAACCAGGACGGGCCCUCUUGGCUGCAGUAAUUAUGACAACCUUGACUCUGUGAGUUCAGUUCUUGUGCAAAGCCCAGAAAACAAGGUUCAGCUACUUGGUCUUCAGGCAGUAUUACCUGAGUACCUGCGAGAACGCUUUGUUGUUGCUGCCCUAAGUUAUAUCACCUGCAAUUCAGAGGGGGAGCUACUGUGCCGAGAUAAUGACUGCUGGUGCCAAUGUGGGUUUAAUUACCCGCAGUGCAAUUGUCCCGAGACUGACAUCCAGAGUAUGGAAGACAGCCUUCUCCAGAUCCAGGAAAUCUGGGAGAGUCAUAACCAACAGUUUCGGGAAUCAGAGGAACUACAGUCUCUUGUGAAGAAGCUGCCAGUGGAUCGCUUCUUGAACAUAACUGCCAUCUCCCAAUAUUGGGCAGCGGAUGUUGAUAUUCAGCAUCGCUAUCAAAAAUUGGGCAUGACUUUGAAGAUGCUAUCUAAGAAAAGCCAUCGGAUUGUCCGACGCCUUUUCAAUCUGGCUAAACGCUGCCCCAGGCAACCUCGCUUCAAACUCCUAAAGGAGAGGCCUUUGACCUACUGGUGGAGCCACGUUCAGUCUCUCCUUUACUGCAGUGAGGCCUCUGUGCUAGGGACAUUUGUUGAAGAAAGCCGCAGCUGCAUCUGCCCUAAUGAUCAGCCCUCUUGUCAGGUCACCAUCCCUUGUGCUGCAGGAGAAGGGCCAGAAUGUGCUGCCUGUGCAGAAGAUAACAUCACCCAGUGUGGAUCCUGCAAUCCUGGCUAUAUCCUCACUUUAGGGUUGUGCCGCCCAGAGGUGGCAGAGUCUCUUGAGCAUUACCUAGGGCUAGAAACAGACCUGCAGGAUUUGGAGCUCAAAUACCUUCUGCAAAAGCGGGACAGCCGCAUUGAAGUACAGUCAAUCUUCAUUAGCAAUGAUAUGCGCCUGGGGACUUGGUUUGACCCUUCCUGGAGAAAGAGGAUGCUGGUGACACUGAAAAGCAACAAGUACAAGCCAAAUUUGGUCCACCUCAUGCUGGCCCUCUCCCUCCAGAUCUGCCUCACCAAGAAUAGCACCUUGGAACCAGUCAUGGCCAUCUACGUCAACCCCUUUGGGGGUAGCCAUUCCGAGAGCUGGUUUAUGCCUACCAAUGAGACUGGCUUCCCUGACUGGGAAAGGACUAAUGUAGAUGCCUCUGGCCAAUGCCAAAACUGGACUCUCACUUUAGGCAGCAAGUGGAAGACCUUUUUUGAAACAGUCCAUGUCUAUUUGCGUAGCCGCAUCAAAUCUCUUAACGACAGCUCUAAUGAAACCAUCUUUUAUGAGCCUUUGGAAACGGAUCCUUCUAAGAACUUAGGGUAUAUGAGAAUCAAUAGCUUACAGGUCUUUGGCUACAGCCUGCCAUUUGAAUCUGAUGCAAUUCGGGACCUUGUCCUUCAGCUAGAUUACCCCUAUACACAAGGCUCGCAGGACUCUGCUAUAUUACAACUGAUUGAGAUCAGGGACCGAGUGAACCGUCUCUCUCCACCCGGGAAAAGCCGCAUUGAUCUUUUCUCUUGCUUGCUUCGGCAUAGGCUCAAACUGGCCAACAAUGAAGUGAGUCGGAUCCAGUCUACCCUGCAGGCCUUCAAUGCCAAGCUGCCAAACCCAGUGGAAUAUGAGACUGGAAAACUCUGCAGCUAGCCUUAGGAGUGGGUAGGGCUACUCCUGUAACCCUGGAGAGGAAAAGAAACUGCAACAAUCAAAGGCCUUACUUUCAUGCCAGCCAUUAAAUUCCAUGAGACAGCCAACAACCUUCCUCAGAUGAUUGCAGGCUCUGUGAACUUUGGAAAUAAGUUAUGGCACAUCAAUCUUUGGAAUAGUUUAUCUAAGAAGAGGCCACAAGGCAGUGCCGAUGCAAAUGUCCUACUCAAACACUGAACAUUUUCCCUUUCCUGCUGACUGCAUCAAGAAACUAUGAAGGAACCUGUAGACUGGGAAAAAGAAAGUGACUGAAAGCAGCAUGACAGGAACGGCAAUAAAGCCUUUUGCUCGUGUCUGGCAGUUUUGGCUAGUAAGCCCUUAAAAAGAUGAUGAAGAAGAGUUAGACGUAUUCUUGCAGGGGUUUCAAGAAAGCCUAGUUUGAAAACCCU
Molecule: messenger RNA, 3950 nt
Organism: Pantherophis guttatus
Lineage: Eukaryota; Metazoa; Chordata; Lepidosauria; Squamata; Colubridae
Gene: BRINP2
Product: BMP/retinoic acid inducible neural specific 2
Biological process (GO): cellular response to retinoic acid; positive regulation of neuron differentiation; negative regulation of mitotic cell cycle
Cellular component (GO): cytoplasm; dendrite; neuronal cell body
Source: RefSeq, a predicted model, not a curated record